CCAGACAAGACCAUCAUCAUGUGGAAGCUGACCCGGGAUGAGACCAACUACGGGAUCCCCCAGCGCGCCCUGCGCGGCCACUCGCACUUCGUCAGCGACGUGGUCAUCUCCUCCGACGGCCAGUUCGCCCUGUCCGGCUCCUGGGACGGCACCCUGCGCCUCUGGGACCUCACCACGGGGACGACGACGCGGCGCUUCGUGGGGCACACCAAGGACGUUCUGAGCGUGGCCUUCUCGUCCGACAACCGGCAGAUCGUGUCGGGCUCCCGGGACAAGACCAUCAAGCUCUGGAACACCCUGGGGGUCUGCAAGUACACCGUGCAGGUGGGGCUGGGGUCACCCCUGGGGGGUUUGGGGUCACCCCUGGGGGGUUUGGGGCCCAACCCCGCUGAUUUUGGGCCCAACCCCAUUGAUUUUGGGCCCAACCCCAUUGAUUCUGGGCCCAAUCCCAUUGAUUUUAGGCCCAACCCAGUUAAUUUUGGGCCCAAUCCCAUUGAUUCCCCCGGUGCCCCCCAGGACGGGCAGGCCAUGCUGUGGGACCUGAACGAGGGGAAGCACCUCUACACCCUGGACGGGGGGGACGUCAUCAACGCCCUCUGCUUCAGCCCCAACCGCUACUGGCUCUGCGCUGCCACCGGGCCCAGCAUCAAGAUUUGGGACCUGGAGGGGAAGAUCAUCGUGGACGAGCUGAAGCAGGAGGUGAUCAGCACCAGCAGCAAAGCCGAGCCCCCACAGUGCACGUCCCUGGCGUGGUCGGCCGACGGGCAGGUGAGACCCCCGGCACCACCAGGGACCCUCCAGGGGGGAAUAAAGGGG
Empidonax traillii (willow flycatcher) is the source of this 816-nucleotide messenger RNA. RefSeq names its product receptor for activated C kinase 1 (gene RACK1). Gene Ontology annotation, molecular function: ribosome binding; translation regulator activity; protein kinase C binding. Lineage: Eukaryota; Metazoa; Chordata; Aves; Passeriformes; Tyrannidae. The annotation marks the transcript as partial. Gene Ontology annotation, cellular component: cytosol; nucleus. The transcript has 5 exons. Gene Ontology annotation, biological process: rescue of stalled cytosolic ribosome; positive regulation of protein phosphorylation. The record is from RefSeq and is a predicted model, not a curated record.